GAUGGAUUCCGCCGUGCAGGCUUGGGUGGGCGUCGUUCAGUCGGGGCAUCAGAGAUUACCUGAAUUUGAAGCGGGAGUGCUGUACAUGCAAAGUCUCGCCAGGCUCGCGUGCGGCAUUACCGCUGACAAAUCCAUGUUUAUCUUCAACGGCAUGUCCUAUGCAGCCCAGCACCAGGGCAGGCGAGAAUACUACAACACAUCCUGCGUCGAGGCGCUCCAGGCGGCCGAGAGCGGCGUGCAGGUGUCGCGGAACGGCCCUGUGACGUUCCAGGACUGCAACGACUUGCUGUACCCGUUCGGCGCGCACCUCGUCCCUGUCCGCGAGGCGAUGCUGGACGGGAACUACAUCAUGUCGUUCUACCAGCAGACCACGCACGUUCGCGUCCGCGACGACUGCGCCGAGUGGAACUGCGGCUGCGUCCAGGUGAAGCUGAGGCGAGAUGUUGGGCUGCAGAUUCUUUCGCACUCCUCAGUUGAGUCGAACUUCAUAGCCUACGCGUACUUACUUCCGUCGCACAUCUCUGAGGGCACAUCAAGCUUCUUUCAGUAUCUUGGUGACGGCGAUGAUUCAUGCGGUGACCGCGACGAACCUCGUGCUUCCGUUCCUGCCUGCCCAGCGAACGCGGAUGUUUCCGAAUUUCAUCUUGCAGUCUUGUACAUGAGGCAUCUCGCCACGCUCACGUUCAACAUGUGUUUGGAGGAUGCAGCUUUCGUAUUCAACUCGACCGCCUAUGCUGCCAGAGCUUCAGGGGAUCGCAUGUUUCGAGAGACGUGCUGCGCGGAGACGCUGCAGGCAGCCGGCUACGAUGUUCAGAUUGACAAGGUGUACCUCACUCGGGAUCAGGCUCUGAAGAUGCUAUCGCACUCAUCUGUGUUGGCUGGCUUUAUUCUCCCGAGCCUGCCAUCGUUCCCAGCGUUGUCCGACAUCUCGGAGAACGACGAUGGAAGCUUGGAUUCCCCGCUCGGAGGCGGCUACAGCUCGGGCAAGGGCGCGGGCGAGGCCUCCGCCUCGAGAGGGAGCAAGGGCGAUGCCAAUGUCAAAGAGGAGCUUCCCACCCAGGAGUAUCGAGGGGCAUCGGCAUCCAACGCAGUCAAGGAAGAGCCCGCCGCUGACGGCCAGAAUGGUUCUGAUGUUGCAACUCAAUUAUGCAGGGGCGGAGGUGAUCCGCCCCCCCCGAAGCGCUCCAAAUACGACGGAAUCCGGAACAGAGUCACAUCCGCAGCAAGAUUGGCGGACAGCCUGGGUAGCCUCCUUGCCGAGGACGGGGUCGGCGAGGCUGGCCAGGGACUGGAGCCCGUUGUGGAGGGCCCGCAGCUUCUGUCUCGAGCGCAAGGGCAAUUGCUGGACGUUGCUUCGCUUCUUCCUACCGAUGCCACUUGGGUGGCGAACGCAAGCGACGACCUGCCGGCCACGGUGGCCAAGCGUGUUGCUCGUGAAGAUCUGCUGGCUGCACUUGCCAUCAUCAAAGAGUUGGUGGACGGUACCAUUACGUCUGGCAAGAUAACCCUCACCGACAAACUCUUUUUCGUUUUAUUGAGAUACGGUGAGGUGUAUCGCAGCCACGAUGGUGAAUUGUAUUUCUAUGACCACUCCAUCACGCCGAAAGGCUGGUGGGAGAACAGGAAAGAUUCGAUUGUCGACACGCGGCCGAGUUUGAACAUGGCAGAGGGCAUGUUGUAUUUGAUAUGCCAAGACGUGCCAGAGGUCGGCGACGGGCGAAGGGGGGUCGGGGGAAAGGUGGCCGCGAAGAUUUUUUUCGACGGGGUUCCGCUGGGGAAGCCAUGCUCAGUAAAUUGCACCCAACAUUUCUUCGCGGCUACUUUUGUGCCCCGCCCCCUUUCGCUCGCCCCGGGAAAGGAGCUCGUCUGGUGCUGGGACCACGUGGGCCAUGCGCUUCGACAAGCCAUGUCGACGGCCUUCCACCACGGUACCUCUUUGGUAGAAUUUCCAGGCGAAUGCCGACAGCAGGCGAAGCUAAGCUGGGAUCGGAAUUUGAAGGUGACCAAAGGGAAAAAGUACAUGGCCCAUAGCUUAGCGAAGCUCGCCGAGAUCUUGUCGAACCUUCCAGUCUAUUACGAACAGGAUUCAGCCAGAGGGGCGAAGUCGGACAUCUGGAAGGCGUUCACUGCCAAGCUGAACACAGAUAAGCCCCCGUCACAGGGAUUCGUUUUCGACGACGGCUACAGGGAUGCGAGCAUGGCCCAGGCUGAACCUGAUCCGCAGAAUAACUGCUACUUCCGCGUGCCCUUCAAGUAUGAGGAGGUCAACGUGGCGCUCGCUGAUUGCCCCGUGGUCCGAGGGCGCCAGUAUUCAUUAUCCGACGUGCGGGCGGUGGUUCAUGAUUACAUAGAUUCCUUUUUCUUUAAGAACGACGGGUACUUCGCCACCUCAUGCGCUGCGACGUACUGCGCCUUCUUCGGCAUCCACGUCCCCGUCAUGAUGGUGGCGAUAGGUGGCGAUGGCAAGGGCGCUUUCGACAUCCUGGAGUCGUCGCUCUUCGGCAAGCAAAACUCGGCGACGCUCGACCCGUCCAUAUUCGUUGACGACAACGAGUGGCGGAAGAGCGCUCACUUCGGCCUACACAAGAAGCGGGUUUGCAUUAAGGAGUCCAAAACAGGGUCGUCUCACAUGCGGAUUAACGUGGACGUGCUCAAACGCUUCAUUGCAGGCGAGGAGCUGACUGUGAGGGCCAACUUUGGAUUCUCCAGCGAAGUCCGCUUCAACAGAAUGAAGAAGCAGCAGAGCUGCAACUACGACGACGUGGUGUCGACGCGUUGGUACAUCCGCCGCCUGACCAACCAGCAGUGCGAGCCCAGGCCCAAGUGCGUCAUGGACUCCUCAUCGGGGGCCGGCAACGGGCGAUCCGGCGGCAGCGACACCGACUGGGACACGCUUGCUGGCUGCCUGAAGACGCCCGCAGAGGCGCGCAAGUUAUCGAAAGGCAGGGGUAGACAAGUGGGGGACUGGAAAGUUGCAAAAGAGUUAUGCAGUGGACUCGACGUUCCAAGAGCUUCCGCGUAUGCGAAAUUUGUGUCGCUGGCGAAAAGUUGCGGGCCGUUGGCCGAUUACUUGGUCCAGGAAGACACCGGCGUGAACUUUUUCGGCAAGCAGCAGCGCUACGCGCUACUAUUCCCAGUCAUGGCUGGCGUGAUGCUGCAGCUUUCCAGAGAUUUCAAGAUUCUUGCGCCGGCGGCGCCCCCCAGCGAAAGAUGGCUCAUGGGGGCUCGCCCUGGGGGCGCAGACCAUUUCUUGUCUGACGACGAACAGGAGCUUCGCCAGAUCGGCAGCUCCGUGGUCUGCUCGGUUGCAGACGUCGUGGACAUCGCCGCCUUGAUUGGCCACGUCGAGUCUGGAGCCGACAGGCGACAGGUCCAGGUUCAGGGCUAUGCUCGCUUAUUGGACAAUCGGGGAACAGCCUCCACGGAGGCCGCUGCAGACGGCGAGCAGCGGCCACUGAAGAGUCUCCUUCGAAAGUACGUGAAGCAAGGUUAUGGGCGACUUCAUACAGUGGGCCCUUCUCUGCAGAAGAUAACCAGGGAAGCUCGGUGCGCCGCUCUGGCUGGGAUUCCAGGAGGCGUUUUAGAACUUGACAUAAAGGUUGCGUUCUUCAGCUUGUUGGUUGUGGCCUUAAAGCGGCACGAGCAGAUCUGCGUCGAGGCAGAGUUCCCACUGCUGUGCGACAUCGCCAGCAACUGGGGCGGGUGGAAGAGUUUUGUCUCUGGGUACUUCGACGUCGGGGUGGACGUCGCCAAGAAGCUUCUCAUCCCGGCGACCAGUCCCUACGGGCGGCAAUCGCCAGAUCCAGCGCAGCGGCCUGACUGGCUUCCGCAUUUGGAUUGCGUGCAAACAGAAGUAUCGAAUGCCUGUCGAUUUCUUCUCGAGCACGACGCUCUUUAUCAGGAAGUUGCGAAAGCAAGGCCUGAAUGCAGCUCGCUCCACAUCUUUCUGGGCGAGCUGGAGUGCCGGGUGAUGAUGAGCAUGAAGCAUAUUUUAGAGGAAGCAGGGGCCGUGCCAAUUUCUCUGGUCUACGACGGCAUCUACUUCAGGCCAAUGGGGCUUGACGUGCACGACGAGGGCUUCAUCGGACUUGUGACUGCAGUCGAAGCCGAGCACGGCGUAUCCUUGCAUCUGAAAGACCUAAGCGGCGCGGAGAUACCCUGGAGGAGUUCCGCUCCCGAGCCUGGAGAAGGGGCCCGAGGUCAGGGUGGCGCCCCUCCUUCGCCGCCGUACCACAACGAUUUCUCUUCUCUCCUGGCGGCAGCUUGCGAGAAGUCGCAGCAGAAGCUCCAGGCUGCCCCCGGAGAAAAUAUGUGCGCUGUGAGCGCGCUCGCCAAUAUGGAUUUGGUUGCGGGGGAGCCGAGCCAGUCAAAGUUCGCCUGUGGACCAUAUUCUUACCGACAGUUGCAACAUAUUUAUCCUUCUCUGGCGUUCCAAGAGGCGCAGCUGAGCGACGUGAUCUGCGCCGACGCCGCCCACUUCUUCCUGUUGCACAUUGGGGCGCCAGGAACUCGCGGCCACGCUGUUGGUCUUCGCGCCCACGGGGACUCGCAGCAGAUGCUGGUGUUCGACUCGCACCGGGACUUCGUGAUGCAGAUUGGCGAUGAGGCCUUGUACGACCUGGUUGCCCAAUGGGACGAGGGCCGACGCCAUGCUCGCCUGCUGCAAGUUACCGAAGACGGGCCUGUCGAUGGCAACGCCGAGUCAGAUUUGUUGGAAUUGAUUGCUGGCUCCUCUCGGCCGUGCGUGAAGAAGCCUGCGGGUCAAGGUUGCUUGAGGCGGCCCGCCGAAGCUCCGAGUUUCCCGACGCCCAAGAAAGGGCGGGCAAGGGCCGCCGCCCGCAGCCUGGUCGGGCGAACGGCAAAGGCGUCAGCGAAGUCUAAGGCAUACAGGAACACGAAGUACGUGCGCCACGGCAAGCCGACGACGAAGAGCAGGGGCGACCGCGACAAGUGGAGCAUCGACCUUGGAUCCAUCUUGGAGAUGCCUGACGAUAAGCUCUACCGCCGGUGCAUCCGCGAUAACAUCCUGGACAACAAGGAGGGCAAGAUGUGCAACCGCAAGGGCUGUCAGAAGUUCACUGUUCCACAUGCUCAUCACCCCGUCUUCUCUACUGGGUGGGGGGCCACGCAUUCGCCUUUCAAGAAGCAGGUGGCCAUCUUGUUCAGCAUUCUAGCAGGAGGAAGCAAUCCCACGAUUCGCAGAUUGAUCUCUUCCGCAAACCACAAGGCGAUCGAAAGGAUCUCGAUUGCCGUGAAGAAGCAGCGCGAGAAGUUUGUCAAGAAGCGAGAGAAGACGAUCGUUUUCGGGGUUGGCAACGACCGCGACUGGAGGGACGCUGAAGCAGAUGAAGCAGUCUUUGGAAGGGCAGCCAAGGCGGACGACCCCGAGAGCGUGGAAUGGGAGCAAUGGGCGGGCAUCGUGGAGCGAGGCCGGCCCGAGUCGCUGGUGCUGGCGAAGACUACCGCGGCUCCCACGGUGAAGAGGGCUCCUGGGCCAGGCGCAAUCAGGAAGGUCGAUUGGGCGCUUCUGGCAAACCGCUACUUGAAAGGUAGGCGCAUUAUUUUGCAUACGGACCGCGCUAAGAGCUACGCCAUGCGAGUUGAGGGAGUGUUGCACGAUUCAGUGCGGCACUGCAAAAAGAGAGUGAAAAAAAAUGGCAAGUGGGUGUGGAUGAAGCCGUGCUACGCGCGCUUGGCAACUCAUAAGCUUCCAUGUGGUAGGAAGUUGCGCACCAAGGCCGGCUCCCAGGUUAUCGACAGCGCUUGGAAAUACAUCCGCUCAACCUUGGGAGGCCAGACAAUGGUGCCCAAUUCUGAGACGGCCGCCACUGCAAUUCGCAGCGCCCAGUGGCUUUACUGGCACAGGGGCAAAGACCUUUGGGCCGAGAUGGGAUCCACGUUCUGUGCCAACUUUUGGCGGAGGUAA
Molecule: messenger RNA, 5926 nt
Organism: Prorocentrum cordatum
Lineage: Eukaryota; Dinophyceae; Prorocentrales; Prorocentraceae
Source: the annotation of a GenBank genome assembly